Messenger RNA from Phytomonas sp. Hart1, 862 nucleotides. NCBI's taxonomy places the organism in Eukaryota, Euglenozoa, Kinetoplastea, Trypanosomatida, Trypanosomatidae. The record is from the annotation of a GenBank genome assembly.
UUACCUUCUCUCUCCAGAUAGCUUUUUUUAAUGUUUUUAGUAUCUUUUGCCAAUGAAGCCUCUUCGUAUCAUUUAUUCGCCCACGCCCGAAGAGAAGCAUUCCUCCGUCCGAACUGCCGCAUCACUGCCCCCUCUGACGAAGGAGGUGGCAACCGACACCGCUUCGGUAUCUCGCAAGAUUCUUGAACCGGUUUCGACCUCUAACGCUUCAACUGAGGCGAAGCAGCCAAGGGAGUCGAACUCUGCCACUUCAACCCACACGCGCGCUGGUGCUGAGGUUGUAAAGAAGGGGUUUACAGUGACGGAGACCGCGGCCCCUUUGAAUGGGUGCCAGGAAUCGGAGCUGAAUGACUUACCGGUUGAGGCCUGCUUGGAGUACCUCAUGCGGCCCCAUAUCUCAUGGGAUAGCGUGAUUUCCAGCCUGCAGCGACGCCGAGAGCGUGUGGAAAGGCACGGGGCCUCUAUUAUGUCUCGUUCCUUAGCCUCAACCCGCAGCAACUACUUUGCGAGCACCGUCUCUUCGUCGAUGGAGUCAAGCAUUUCAAGUAGCAGUGUGGUAUCCGUAGCGACCGCCCCUGCUGGCUUCCCACGAACCUCCAAAAAUGGAAGUAAAACAUGCACUGGGACUCUUCGGCGUGGGCGUUUGUACGCCGCGCCUUCACACCUGGAAUCUCGCUCAGAGAAGCAAGCCCAAACCUCCAAAGGCAUCCCAGCGCGUCGACCUUUUGGCAUGCGAUUAGAUCAGAAAACGCCAUCAUUGACCGGGACUGUCCAAUCUUCACAAGAUGUAUCAUCCUUGAUGGUAGGGGGCAAAUGCAUCGUGGGGCUUAACCGAGUUAAGCACCUAGGUUCUCUUCGUUGA